CACAAAACAUAUUUAACAAGUGUAUCAAAAUGCAAUAGAACGAAUUUUAUUUACACCCGUUCAUGCUAAAACCCGCGUUUAAUCAAAUAUGGCGUCAAACAGACGAAGCAAAGGAAAUGAAACCGAACUAGAAGAGGAUGAUGCUUUUGUGUAUGUGUUUGACAGGCGAGAUAAAGAUGCACCUGAUGUCAAAAUACCCACGGGAGGGUUAUUCAGUUUUGAAGAUUUCAAAGAAAGGGUCAGAGAGGCCUUGCAGAUCAAGAAAAAAGACAAUUUUGUAAUUGCAACUACAAACAGGGAAGAAAUAAAAGAUGAUGAAACUUGGGAUGAUAUAGAUAAUGGAGACACCCUUUAUGUACUGAAAAAAAUCAACCAAGAACUCUGUGCCCCAGCCAAUGAAAGGGUCAACUUUGUACCUCAUUACGACACAAUUGUAAAGGGAGGGUUAUAUGAGUAUUAUGCGUCUGAAGGACAAAACCCCUUGCCUUAUGCCUUUGCUGAAUUGAUUGAUAAUGCCCUAUCAGCAACUUCUGAGAAUACAGGACCUAGAAAUAUAGACAUCUUAUUGCAUUUUGACGAUGGAAAGCCUUCAAACCAUUCCGUAUUUAUCAUUGAUAAUGGGAGAGGAAUGUCUCCCAGACAGCUCAACAACUGGGCCAUCUAUAGACUUUCCAAAUUCAAACGCAAGGACAAGAGAGGGAAAGUAAGCUUUAUUGAAGGAGAGGAUGAUGAUGAAGAGCUGGAACAAAAACAGGCCCCACUCUGUCUAAACAGUGACAUUUCCUACUUUGGAGUGGGAGGAAAGCAAGCUGUGUUCUUCAUAGGAAAUUCUACAAGGAUGAUCACAAAGCCCAAGGAUGCCCAAGACGUACAUGAGCUGACCAUGUCAAAAGAGGAGUUCAAGCAGCGAGAAAUCAACAAGGAAUCGGUGUACAGCGGCUACAUCCGCAACAGAAAGGUUGGAGAUUCCUCUCACAUAUCACCAGAAAAUGACGUCUUGUGCAGCAUUAUCAAUGAAGAGAAGAAAAAGGAGAGUUUUACUGUGGUGGAAAUUGGUGGAAUCAGCUCUAGCCAUGUCACCUACCUAAGGCAACAUCUCAGCAGCUGGACUAGACAACUGGCGCAUAUCUAUCACUACUAUAUCCAUGGACCGGAUGGUAACCAGGAUUUGGAGGAUGAAUCUGAGUCAAAAACCAUCCCUCAGUUCAAGAACAUCAAUAUCAAGGUGAAGCUCUUUGUUAAAGGAAAGCCUGCCACUGAAAUUGACCUGCGUGACAUCUAUGACGACAUGCAGUCCCUGUAUGUCAGAAACUCGGCCAGUCAGUUCUUCUUCAAGGCAACUGCUGAAGGGACUGGAGUGGUGGAGGGCAUCAUCCGUUACCACCCCUUCCUGUACGACAGCGAGACCUACCCACCAGACGUAAAUGACCCCAAAGGAGAAGCAGACUUUGAUGAACAUGACUAUGCAGUCAACACAAGACCAGCUCGGGGAAGGAGACCUAUAUUUGAAUGCUACUGGAAUGGGAGACUCAUUCCUUACACUACCAUUGAAGAAUUUGAAUGGUGCUCUGAGCCAAAAAAGAGUAAAAAUAUUGCGGUAGAGUGUUGGAAUAGAAUUUCUGGGGUUCUGUUUACCAACGACCAUUUCCAGGUCAGCACCAAUAAAUUGACCUUUCUUGACCUUGAGAUGAGGUUGCGAGAUAAAAGCACCAUAUUUAGCAGGAUAAUUAAUGGACAAGAGAAGCGAACUUCCAUUGAGAAGGAGUUUUUGAACUGGCUGAAGGACUGUCAUGAGCAGCAUGACAAACAGAUCCAUUUCACAGGGUUCGGGGGUCAGGUGGUGAGGGGUGACCUCCCCAAACAGCGACAGAGCCCCUGGGGUCAGUUUAAGAGUGUGGUCUGGGACAACAAGACAUUCAAAGUGGGACAGAUGGUAAAAAUACUAAGAACUACCCCUGUGUUUCUUGGCACUAUAAAGAACUUUUACCUGUAUGGGGAGCAUGAGGGAGACACUUUUGCAACAGGCGGCGAGAUAGAGAUCCAGCAGGAGCCCCAGUCGCUGUACAACGAGGUGCGGACACUUCCUCUCUCUAGGCUGGACAGACUGUGUAGUGCUGCUGCCGUCAAACGUCUGCUGGAGGAGGAGGAGUCCAAAUUACCUUCAAAUCUGAUUGUCACUUGGCCAGAAGGGGAUGAAGUCAGACCCAAUGAGAAACGCCCAGCAGGGAAAACUAUUGGGGCUUUGAAGAUAGAAAUUGAGAACAGGAAAGGGGAAAAGAUCCAGAAACUCCCAGGAACCAGUGCCCAUGCCUCUCACAAAAAGUUGCUGGUGGAGUUAAAAGUUAUAUGGCAUAGUUCGACAGGUGAUCAGACCAUUGUGUCCCACAUUAGUCAGCAUGGCAAGAACUGGCCUUAUUGGUUCAGGAAGAUGGAGACCAUCAAUAACCUAGGUCCCCACACCCUUCGGCUACAGGUGGUGCUCAAUGAGAGUGGCUCCACAAUCUAUGCAGGGAAGAGUCUACCCUCCCACCAAAUCAAGUUCACCGUCACAGAGGCAGAACCCGAGAAGUUUACAGUAGGGAUGUUAGAGGGACCAUUCAGAAUUGGACAACCAUUUCAGAUUCCGCUGGUGUUUCGAGAUGCCUACAACAAUAUCACAAAACCUGUCUAUACAUCCACACCUACCAUUCAGGCCAGAGACCUGGACAUUUCGUAUGAGAAGACUAUUGCGAAGGGCACAAGCCUGAUCCUGACUGGAAUUGUGGCAGAGGGAGUCAUCAGUGAAAAGCACACUGGAAGCUAUGGGGUUACCAUUACAGUCCCUGGGCUCAGAGAAGAUGCUCAAGCUUUAAAACUCAGGUUCCUACCAGGUUUACCCAAGGUUUUGCAUGUCAAACCAGAAGAAGAAAUGGUCAUUGAAAAUGGCACAGCACCAGUGUUCCAUGUAGAGGUUCAGGACAUGUCUGGAAACAUUACAACUGACAAGAACCUGACUGUCACCUGUAAGUUCCCUGGCUUGCCGACUGACUUGAUGUAUUUGUUGGACUGCUCAGCUUCUGGCUGUGGGAACAUCACAGGUGACCCGGUACUACUGAAGAAGGUCAAGGACAACCACAAGCUGAAGGCCUUAUUUGAAGUCCCAAACAAGAAGGAUGUGUCUGCGGUUGAGCGGACUCUGGUGGUCACUCCCAGUAACUCCAUCUCCCACAUCGAGGUCAAGCAGGAGGAGAACAAGAAACAGAGGAUACUCAAGCAGGGAGAGAGCAUCAUGGGAAAAGCAGGGGAUGUCAUCUCGGGGCUGACUCUGGUGCUCUAUGAUGAGGCUGGCAGGGCAGUCACAAUAGAUGAGAAGAUAUUUCCAAAGAUCAAGGUUAACUGGAUAGCAAAGUUAAACCAAGAAAUGGUCCUUUCUGGGAACCUGCCCCCAAUUAAGGUCCCUGCCUCUGUGAGUGACCUCAAGUACUGCCAGGUGGCCAUACACGACAAGUCCAAUGUAGAGUUCAGCUUUACGGUCAAUGCUCUUCCUGCUGAACAAAACCAGAUAAAGUGUAAAUGUCAGGGGCCAGCUGUUGUACAGAUCGGGGAAGUGCUGGAAUCCGAGAUACAAAUCACAGUCAAAGACAAGUUCGGCAACGAAAUCACAGAUCUUCCAAAAAAUUCCUUACAUGAAUUCCAAGUUACAGGAGAUGGCCUCCAGACAGAUCUAGUCAAAAUUGUAUCCAACAGGAAUGGGUUUGCCAUCACCAACGUUCGGUUUGAGGGGGGUAAGAUUGGGACCAAGGACGUGAAGGUGACCUGGCGUGAACUGAGGGACUUUGUGAGAAUAGAGAUGGUGGCUGGGCCCCCCGAGACCCUCACCCUGCCUGGCUGGGACCCUGAGGAGACCAUCACUGUACUGAAUGAAGGCAAAUUGCCCAGAUCUAUAGUAGUACAGCUGUGUGAUCAGUUUGGUAACCCAGCCAAAGUGUCUGAUGUCCGGAUGCAGUUAACCAAAGAAGGCAAAAUCAAGUUAUACCCUCCUCCCACCCCUUUGAAAACCAAUGCUCAGGGACAAGUGGACUUUGGAGUGCUCACAGCAUCUGGACCCAGAGGGACCUAUGAACUCCAACCUAAAGCUUUCCACGGCAAGGCAGAGCCUAUACUGGGUCCUAAAAUACAGGUUCAGCUCCAGCCUAAUCUAAUGAAACCAACGUCCCUCUCUGUGGAGUAUGAUAAGAAGGCUGUUUUCACAGUAGGGGAGAAACUGCCGGAGUUUACAGUGAAGGUACUGACGGAGGACGAGCAGCCGAUGGCCAGCGCCAAGGUGUCCAGUCUGUCCCUCAAGCUGUGGAAGAUGGACGCCAAUGUGUCCAGUGGUCCCCCAUCCAGGGCAAUUUCCUACAGUCCAGAAGCAGUGAAAGGCAGUCCCGGUGUGUUUGUGUUUAAGAACAGGAAGACUCCGGACAAUGCAGCAGUACACCAGAUCAUGAUCACCUACUACGACGGCCAGUACGAGCUGUUCAGCAAUGUGAUGACAGUAGAUAUAAAGCCGGCUCCACCGAUGCAGCUGCUGCCUGUAGAUAACCCUGGGACUCCCACCGUGUCCAACACCAGGGCUGCCAACACUAGAUGUGUGCUGCGCAACCUGAGGCUGGAACUGAGGGAUCAACAUGGAAACCCAUCUGGAACAGGUUACAGUGGGAAAGUGAAAGUAGAGAUUUGUGGUCCAGAUGAUGUGACAGAGGUUCCUUGUUUUGUUGGAGGCAGCAAAACUCUUGACAUUGCGCUAAACAAUGGGACUUGUGUGCUUAACAACCUGACCAUACAAGAAAAUGCGCCAGGUCUGGACGGUCAGGAGUACAGGCUGCGCUGUGAAGUACAGUGUGCUCUCAUCCCCAAAAACAAGUCCAUUCCCGCCCUGGAAAUUCCUUUCCUCUUUUAUAAUGAUGCCAAGAAGCAGUCCCAGAUGUCUCAGCUGUCCAAACAGAGGGACAACCUACAGAAGGUGAUCAACACGUACCACUCUCUGUUUGACACAACAGACCUGCUCACCAAGGAGCUGCAGACUUCUGUCAAAGAGGCAUUGCAAGAGGAAGACCAAAUCAAAGAGGAGUUUCGUAAACUCAGGGUCAGCAUGCAUCAAUUAACCAGUAUUGAAAAUGUGGAGAAGAUGAUUGAGGCGAAGACUUUGGAGAAGGAGAGGUGCCUACAGAUGAAGAGGAGAUCCUGUGGUCUACCUCAGUUAUCUGGGAAUCCUGAGGUGAUAGGCAAGAUAGGACAUUUGGCAGAGAUAGCAGAUCCUGAUAUAGCCAGGGUGUUGUCAUGGCACAUGUCAUCAGACAUCGACUGCGUGGUUACCAAGACAACCAAAUCGGCCAAAGAUGUCUACAAGCAGACCAAUGGAAAACAGCAAGUCUUGCCCUUAGACUCCAUCUUCAAGAAAACCUUGCCUGACUGGAACAAACCUCUCCCCCACACCAAGUACAGAACAGGAUGGAGGCCACCAGGGAACCCCUCCUAUGCUCGAGAUUUCCUAGAAUUUCCUCAGCACAAACAGGAAUGUCAAACAGUGUUUGGGAUGCUGUUAGGAGAUACCUUGAUUUUGGAUGAUCUUGAUUCUGCAAAUGCUUACAGACAAGAGAUCGUCAAGUUUACACAUUGCCCUACCAUCCUCACUAGAGAGGGAGACCGCAUCAGGAGCAAUGGUAAAUUUGGAGGCCUGAUGAACAAGGCAGUUCCUAUUGAGAAGUUGAAGGGAGCAGUGUUUGGGGAGCCACUCAAUCCUCAGUAUAAAGAAGCAGAGUCUAUUGUAGAAACCCUUCAGAGAUUCAAAGUAGCAAUGCAGAAAACAUCAAAGGCCAAAGAAGAGCUGAAAGACCAGUCAAGUUACAUUGAACUGCCAGAGAUGAAGAGCAAAAGGAAGGAGUGCCAGGAUGCAGAGAAGCAGCUUAUUGAAGUUGAAAAGAAAUUAGGAAUGACAAGUUCGAGAUCUCGGACCCCUCAAGUCAAUACAACCCCACCUCAAGCCACCCCAAGUAAGCGAGCCCGCCUCUCCAGUCAGACACCUGUCAAUGGAGCAGAGACCACCCCCACCCCCAGUCCCCAUUUCACGCCCACUAGACAGAGCAAGAGACUGGCAUCCAUGACCCCUACAAUGGAGGAUGGCAGAAAAAAAUUAAGGAAAACCUGAAUCAGAUUGUGUUGUGAUACACUUAUCAGAAACACAUUCUUCAUAUGUCAGAUGUGAAGAGGGAAAAAUACAACGUGUGUGUUGGGUGUUUGUAUCAGUACAUGUACAGUGUGUGUACCUUACAUAAAGGCAGCUGAUAAUAACGGAAAACUUGGUUUGAAAUCUAUUGCGUGUAUGAUAAGUUUACAUCAUACUCUGUACAGUAGUUGUAUACGUAUAGUUAGCAAAUGGGAUGCACAGACAUGCAUAUGUAGAUUGAAAGUGUGAGCAAUAUGACAAUGUAACCAGAAUUAGAGAAAGCAUCUGCUGAUUUUCAAGUUUUUAUUGAAAUGAACAAAACAAUUUUGAGCUAUUGACAUUUUUGAUGAAAUGAAACUUUUUUUCCUUUCUUUCAAGAGAUCUGUACUUCAAAUACAUCUGUGAAACUUUUGAGGUGUUUUUAAGAAGUGCAAAAAUAUGGGAAAUGCAUUAUUUUAUCUGUUAUCCAUGAAAUUAGUGUCUGUAAUUAAGUUAAUCACUAUGAAUAUCACAUUAACUUAAUUUCUUUAAAUUUCAAGGUUUGCUGUUUUUGUACGUUUUAUGGUGGUUUUGAUUUGUAUGGGUAUCAAAAUGGUCAUGCUUUUAUCAAAUACAUUUCUUUUGAGUAAUGAAAAUUGACAAUGUACAGUAACAUUAUCAAAUAUCUUUCCCUAGAUUUUUUUACCACUAAUUUAAAGUCAUAAUCCAGAAAUUUCUUUUUAGCAGAGGAUUUUAGAAACUGUCUUAACCCUAUGGACUUGUCCCAGAAAAAUAUUUCUGAUAUUGUACGUGUAGUAGCACAUGCAGUAUUCAUGGUUUUAAUGUUUUGGGAAGCUGAAGUUAGGAACACUAUUACAUGUAUUAUGUAGAUGGUGAACUUCUUCUCAUGUACACAUAUACGUGUAUGUUGGUUGUUUGUACAUGUACAUUGUGUGUGUACUUAAUAUAAAGGCAGCUGAUAAUAACGGGAAACUUGGUAUGAAAUCUAUUGCUUGUAUGAUAAGUUUACAUCAUACUCUGUACAGUAGUUGUAUACGUAUAGUUAGCUAAUGGGAUGCACAGACAUGUACUUUGUGGAGUGUACAAACAGUAUUAUUAUGUAGAUGGUGAACCUCUUCUCAUGUACACUUUUAUAUUUAAUUAGUGAUGCUAAAUAUUAUGGAUCAAAAGUUUUAUGAGAUUCAAAAAAUGAUUUUUUCAGUCACGGUUAGAAAGGUUCACAGGGGUCAGUUUAGAGUAACUCGCGAGAGAUUUAUCAUUGAAAAAAAAAUCAUGAAACUUCAUUAGCUUCAGUCACAUCAUAGAAUGGUAAAAUUUGCUCACUUUAUGUGUUUCAAAUAUGACAGCAAAGGUUUUUUUUAACACAGUUACAUGGUUACCACUCCAUGUAUGUAAUAUAGAGAACACUGGUUGAUAUACUGUACAAAAAGAGUAUUACUUCAGUGCAUUUUGAUACAAUUUUUAAAAAGAGAUCACUUUUUGUGGAGUAUGUUCAUCAUUUAAGGCUGUUGAUGCGUAGAGACAAACAUGUAAGAUGAUGAUCGUAUGUGUAAAUUUUUCUAACCCCUCUCCCUUAUUUUGGGGGAUGAGGUUCAUAGUUACCUAGAGAAAUAAUGGAAAGCUUAAAUGUUCAUGUCUUACACAUUAAAAACUACAUCAUUUGGCUUUUUAAAAACAUGUUAUGUAAAUUUUACUAUAGUUACUGUUUAGAUGUUCAUUUUACUUUCGAAACUUCUAAAUUAAUUCAUAUUUUUGAUAAAUCAAGUUCUGUGUUUUCAAUUUUAUAUGCACAAAGAUCAAUAAAGUUUGGUUUAUGAA
Messenger RNA from Magallana angulata, 8005 nucleotides. Its product is annotated as structural maintenance of chromosomes flexible hinge domain-containing protein 1-like. NCBI's taxonomy places the organism in Eukaryota, Metazoa, Mollusca, Bivalvia, Ostreida, Ostreidae. Gene Ontology annotation, cellular component: chromosome. Gene Ontology annotation, biological process: chromosome organization; double-strand break repair. The transcript is spliced from 49 exons. The record is from RefSeq and is a predicted model, not a curated record. Gene Ontology annotation, molecular function: protein binding; ATP binding. Bases 89 to 6169 code for a protein of 2026 amino acids.